AUGGAUUAAGUUAAUGCUAUGCAAUAAUACAUAACUAAAUUGAAAACUGCACUGGCUGAAUAAUAAUAAAAAAAUAAAGAUUUAGAAUCUAAAUUAGAUUAAGAACAUAAAAUAGUAUAAACAUUGGAAGAAAAAUUAGAAUAUACUGAGAAAAAGUUAUCCAAUGAAAAAGAACAAGUUGAAAUUCUAGGAAUUAAAGUUGAUGAAUAUGAGAAAAAAUUAAAAAGCAUUUCUGAUACUAAGGUAUAAAAAUUAUUGUAUUUAAGAAACAAAGCUUUUUAGGGAAAGUGUUUAAUAAUUCCUAAUUAGAUUAAUUGACAAUUAAAAUUAAUUAAACAGAAUAAUCAUUAGAUCUAUAAAUUUAAGAGAAUGAAAAAUUACAUGCUUAAGUGUUCACACUUAAAACUCAAUUAGAAUUAUAACAGAAUUAAUUCGAUGAAGAACAAAAAUUAUCUUAAUAAAAAUUCUCGAAAUUAAGAUUAUAUUAUCAAUAAGAAAAAACUAAAAAAGAAGAUCUAGAAAAAUAAAUUUAAUAAUUAAAUAUAGUUCAAACUGGAUUGAGAUAUGAAAUUAAUCAAUUAAACAUAUAAAUUGAAUAAUUAAAAAAAGAAAUAGACAAUAAAUAACAAGAGUUCUUAAUUACUUAACAAUUACUUGAUAAAAAUUAAGAUGAUAUGAAAAAGUUGACUUAAGAUCUUAUUAAUUAAUAAUAGGAUAUGUAUAUAUUAUUUUAUUAAAUAUAGUCGAUAAUUAGAACAAGAGAAAGUUGAAUUUUAAAGUUUUGUUUAAGAAAUUAAAAAUUAUGUUACAGGAUUAUCUAUUGAUUAAUAAUAUUAAGAAUUAAUUAAUAGUUUAAAUGAAAUCAUAUCAAAAAUACAUAAAUAAACAUAUGCAAAGGAAUUAUUUCUGUAAGCUAAACCAGGAAAUUAUGAAAUCUUUAAAUUAGCUUAAGAAAAAAUACUUAAAUUAGGAAAAAAAGUAUAAAUUUUAUUAUAUAAUUAAGAAUGAACAAUUAAUUAAGUAAAAUAAAUAGUUAUAAGAUAAAUUAUAAGUAUAAAAGAGUAAAUAAGAAUGA
Messenger RNA from Paramecium pentaurelia, 1075 nucleotides. The record is from the annotation of a GenBank genome assembly. NCBI's taxonomy places the organism in Eukaryota, Ciliophora, Oligohymenophorea, Peniculida, Parameciidae.